ACUGAUAAUGUGCACUGGGAAGGAUAAAAACCAGAUAUUCUUGAUCAGCGUGAAGUUCUCUAUCGAAUGACGUAUGACUAACCCAAAAGUAAAAUAGUGCUACAACUUCGAAUUUGGAGCGCCUUACUAAAAUGACAAUAGUUUCAAGUCAGGCCAUCGAUAUAUGUUUUUAUAACAAAUCUUUUCCCACUGAGCUGUGUAUAUAAAGAUUGUAACAUAUCUAAUAUAAAAUUUCAGUUUUAGAAGAAACAGAGCAAGUUAAUCGUGAAAUCGUGAAUCCUGUUGUGUACGGAGCCACUGAAAGAUGUCCACGCAUUUUUCCUUUUUUUUUUGUUAUUUAAGUACUCAAUUCUACAUUUUAUUGUUCAUCUCACACAGUAAAAGAUUUGAUGGCACUAUUCAUAUGACUAUUUUCUUUCUUUUUUUUAUCAAGGAUACGUGCCGGAAACUCAAUUUUUUUCAUGUUGUCAAAUAAAAUUGUUGUUGAAUUAUUAAAAGUAUGUUUGGGUCAACAAUGCGAUGAAAAUUUAGUAAAUACUCAUUUAAUUGAGUGUUAUAAAGAGAAUAUUGAUGACGCAUUUGAUAUAACAACAAUCGAUAGUUCAUAUAUAGAAGAGAGCUUAUUAUGCAAAGCCUACAAUAAUAGUGAAAUAUAUCGUCAAUGUGUUUAUGGACUAUUUGCUUCUAACAAACCAUGUUCAUAUCAACAAUAUCCAUUUUCAUUUGAAUAUAUGAAAAUUUAUUGGAAGAUGAUAAUGAGUUCAUGUUCAAUAGAAGAUCAUCAAGAUUGUGAUCCAGUACGUCUAAAUCAUCAAGUCUUGGAGCGAUGUUUAUAUUCAUUUGACGAUUUGUUUCCAACACAUUGCAAAGAAUUUUUACGUUCAACAAAAUGUUUGAAUCGAUAUGAUUUGGUACAACAUGGUUCACUGUGUUCGCGAAAUAAAGCAACAAAUUAUUUCUAUACCGAUUUGGCACAACGUUUUCAAACAGCCAUAACACUUUGUGAACCGAUCACUUAUACUUAA
Didymodactylos carnosus is the source of this 1025-nucleotide messenger RNA. The record is from the annotation of a GenBank genome assembly. NCBI's taxonomy places the organism in Eukaryota, Metazoa, Rotifera, Eurotatoria, Philodinida, Philodinidae.